Messenger RNA from Chaetura pelagica (chimney swift), 1680 nucleotides. It is a transcript of the gene PANK1, whose product is annotated as pantothenate kinase 1. Lineage: Eukaryota; Metazoa; Chordata; Aves; Apodiformes; Apodidae. The record is from RefSeq and is a predicted model, not a curated record. Gene Ontology annotation, biological process: coenzyme A biosynthetic process. Gene Ontology annotation, molecular function: ATP binding; pantothenate kinase activity. The transcript has 7 exons. Gene Ontology annotation, cellular component: nucleus; cytosol. The coding region runs from base 1 to 1122 and encodes 373 amino acids.
AUGAAGCUCGUAGUGUCCAAGCAGCACUCAUUUCCAUGGUUUGGAAUGGAUAUCGGUGGAACAUUGGUUAAACUGGUCUAUUUUGAACCGAAGGACAUUACUGCAGAAGAGGAACAGGAGGAGGUGGAAAACCUGAAAAGCAUUAGGAAAUACUUGACCUCCAAUACAGCCUAUGGUAAAACUGGCAUUCGGGAUGUCCACCUUGAACUGAAAAAUUUGACUAUGUGUGGACGCAAAGGAAACCUGCACUUCAUCCGCUUUCCCAGCUGUGCCAUGCACAGGUUCAUACAAAUGGGUAGUGAAAAGAACUUUUCCAGUUUGCACACUACGCUCUGCGCCACGGGAGGUGGAGCUUACAAGUUUGAGGAGGACUUUAGAACGAUUGCUGAUCUACAACUUCAUAAACUGGAUGAGUUGGACUGUUUGAUCCAGGGCCUCCUUUAUGUUGAUUCUGUUGGUUUCAAUGGCCAGCCAGAGUGCUAUUACUUUGAAAACCCUACAGAUCCUGAACAGUGCCAGAAAAAGCCUUACUGCCUUGAUAAUCCAUAUCCUAUGCUGCUUGUUAACAUAGGCUCAGGGGUCAGCAUCCUAGCUGUGUAUUCUAAGGACAACUACAAGAGAGUCACAGGAUCCAGUCUUGGAGGAGGAACAUUCCUGGGACUGUGUUGUCUGCUGACUGGCUGCGAGACGUUUGAAGAAGCACUAGAAAUGGCUGCAAAAGGAGACAGCACCAAUGUGGAUAAGCUGGUGAAAGAUAUUUAUGGAGGAGACUAUGAGCGGUUUGGCCUUCAAGGAUCUGCUGUAGCCUCAAGCUUUGGUCAUAUGAUGAGUAAAGAAAAGAGAGAUUCCAUCAGUAAAGAGGACUUGGCCAGAGCUACUUUGGUCACCAUCACCAACAACAUAGGUUCUAUUGCUCGCAUGUGUGCAUUGAAUGAGAACAUUGACAAGGUUGUAUUUGUUGGCAACUUUCUCCGAAUUAAUAUGAUUUCUAUGAAGGUGCUAGCAUACGCUAUGGAUUAUUGGUCCAAGGGACAACUGAAAGCUCUGUUUUUGGAACAUGAGGGUUAUUUUGGAGCUGUUGGAGCUCUUCUAGAGUUGCUUAAAAUGACAGAUGAUCAGUGAUGAAGCUGUCUGAAGAGAUUCCUACUGCAGAUGCUGCUGGAUAAGAUUGAAAGACACUACAAGGAUGGAAAUGAAGCCAUUAUGGUAGUUCUACCUGCUGGAUUUGUAAAUAAUUUAAAAUCCUUUUAGCUGAUCUUAACUUCUGGGUUUUGAGCUUAUACUUCAGAAUUCAUACUGGGAAUAACAAGAUUUUUUUGUUUCUGUACACUGUAUUUUUUAGGGGAAAAAUGUGCAAAGUGGCCAAACAUACAGAUUUUAAGAUUUAUUUUAAAAAGUGGAUACUGUUUAAUAUAGGAUCUGUGAUAUGAGGCAUCUGCUUUUCUUCUGGGGUUUACUGAUUAGUGUGGAAAUUUUAACUUCAUUUAGUAAUCACUCUAGGAGAUUUUUUUUAUCUUAUUUUCAUGACGUUUCAUGAUUUGUUCUUGGUUUCAAAUGAAACUACAAAGCUGAUGCAUUUUGAUGUGAAAACUAGUAAUUGAUUUUUUUGCCUUUCCUUUCCUCACUAGAUGAGACACUUCUAUUUAACAUUUCCCUGCUCCCUUGAAAAAAAAUAUAAAU